Dendroctonus ponderosae (mountain pine beetle) is the source of this 5209-nucleotide messenger RNA. RefSeq names its product probable serine/threonine-protein kinase nek3. NCBI's taxonomy places the organism in Eukaryota, Metazoa, Arthropoda, Insecta, Coleoptera, Curculionidae. The record is from RefSeq and is a predicted model, not a curated record. Bases 332 to 3934 code for a protein of 1200 amino acids. The transcript is spliced from 15 exons.
UUCACUUUUUUGCUGACAUUUUCGCAUUUCCUGUCUAAGAAAUAUAUAUUUUAGUGUUUUUUGAUGGCUUCCUGAGCAGUAGCAUGAUUUUUAUAUCAAAAAGUGCAAUUUAACUAGAGAGAACUAUCUGACGUUUCCUGUCAAGACGGAACCUGGAUUUGUAAGCAUACAACAGAGCUAGAAUUUCUCUGCAUAGAAGCCAGAAGUUUGGAAGUAGGUAGUUAUGUGGAUUUUGAAGAGCUUUUGGAGAUUUCUUCAAUAUUUUUCGGACUGUCAGGGAUGUCAACAUAUUUGAAAUGGACAAUUACACGCAGAAACAGGAAUAUUAACGAUGUCAACGACUGUUGGGACUCACUCAGGGGCUGGUCCCCUUAGCCUAAUGUCCUGCGUUAGAGAGUCGUCCCCUUUGCAGGACUACGAACCUGAGGCGGAGAAGAACGUUGUCUCCAAAAGAAAGUUCUGGAACCCGAAGAAAUGGUUCAGGAAAAAGCAGAAAACCGGCGACGAAGCGGUAGUUCAUCUGCACCAUCCGGAGCAAAGAGAUGGAGAUGGCAACCGUAGCAGGUCUACGGGGGAGCUUUCCAUCGACGAGGAAUCGCCACCAAGAAGCCAUCAUGAGGGACGAAACUCGACCAACAUGCACCCAGGGCUGAGCGUAUCGCACGACAGCGUUUUCCAUCCGUUAAAUUCGGGAUCAUCCGACCUGGACCUGGAUGAGGCGCAAAGUUCCUCCUCAUUGUCCAUAUCGCAACCUCUAGGAGAUGCCAAGCUACAGACUGAAUUAAGCUCGCGGUUAAGACUGAGAAGAGGAAGAGGCGACACCAGCGAAGAUGACGAAGGUCUUCCUCGCAGUCCACCAUGUGGCUCACCAGCCGCCGCCACUGAUUCGUAUCUUAUUCUCGAAAAGACUGUUAACAAUAAAGAUCUUCCAACCAAAUCGCAUAGUACUUGCAGUGAUGGAUCGUUGCUUAGUAUGGAUAGCUCUGAAAUGGAUGAGGAUUCCGUUGGAUUGCAAUCAAGGCAUUCCUCGAGGGUUUCGUUAAACGAGAAAAAAGUGGAGCAAGAGUCAGACUUAGAACUAGGACCUAGUUUUUCUUCCACGCCUUUGAACCAUAGUGCUGCACAUCACAGGGUAUCGGUCAGGCCGAAACGAACUUACGGGGCACCGAGAAGAAAAAAAGGACAGCUUGCCUCAGCGCUUCCAGCCACUCCCGAAGUGAACGAGGAUGCCUCAAUACGGAGCAUUUCCCCCGACAGCAUUACCACAGAGCCGAUAACCGAGCUUUAUAGCAGUACAGCUCGCAGCCUUCGCAAGACCACCUUAGUGCCGCUCGAGGUGAAAUUAAAAUGUAAUUCUUUACCAGCCGGAGUGACUCCGCCCACUUCUGAUUCGUUCAGGCUGAGCAGGAGUCGAUCAAAUGCCGGCAAGAGUCAAGACGACGCAAAUCUGGAUGGGGAGAUUAGGGAGGAAAAGUUGUCGCUGUUUGAGCGGCUGUUUCCUAGGCGGAGCGGCAAGAAGAAGAAGAAGGAAGAGGCACGCGAUAGGGAGGAGAAGCUUGUGCAGAAAGAGAAAAUUGCCAAGAUGGAAGUGGACGGCAACACUAGAACUAGUGUAAACGAGGAACGGAAGAGCGUCCACAUUCGCUCAGCAACUCCAACGAGUGUGAAGACCAUCAGUGAGGUGCGAACCUCAAUAUCAUCGCAUUCGCAUACCAGGCGCGAAGAAAAACCUUCAGUGGCGCCUCGGUCCGGAGCGGCUUCCAGACAGAGAAUUCAACCAAUUGAUAUCCCAGCCAGUCCAAAAGACCCGCGCAGCACAAGCCAGCCAAUGUCUCCAGAGAAAGCGUUCAGCUCUGGAACUUCCCCCAUCCAAAUGGAGCUGGAAAGUUUCCUAAAGCAGCGCCAACUGUCUUCCACUACUAGUCCGAAAGAGUCUGUCCCCUCGCCACCCCAAUCCCCAAAACUAACUUCCGCCCAGGCUUCUACCACCUCCAAACACUUCCAAUCAUCGUAUUCCACAGAAGCAAGUUACGCCGAACAUAAGAUUAGUUCAGAAGAUAUCAGGAGUAAGAUCAAAUUGGCCGGACUGUCGUCCCUACAGCAGCGCGUUCUUAGUCUCAAUGCAGGACCAGAGGAAGAUAACUCAUACACAUCGCUGAUGGAGGUCCCUUUGAGGCCCAGCAAGCCUUUGGCCAAAUCGCACAGUUUCAAGAACCAAAAGCCUUCGUUAAAGAAGCCGCUUGAAGAGGUGACCGAAGACGUAACUGAGCGAAGAAAAUCGGUCACUAAAGCCACUUCCCUGGACAGCGUGAAGAAUCUCGAAGAGCCCAGCUUAAAAUCCGAAUUAAAAUUGACGCUCCAGCCUGCAGCAGGGAGGGCGACGCAAUCGGAAGUUCCCGAACCAGAAGUGGCGAAGAAAAAAAACCCGGAAAUAGUGGGCCAGAGCUACAAAAAGGCCAGCAUCGAAAAGGAACCGAGUGUCGCAGCACCAGAGCUUGCAAAUGGGCUUGAAGAGGAGAGCGGCGAAAAACUAGAGGCGCCGGGCGUUCGAAAUGCAUCAGUUCCGAAGUCAUUCAGUGACAAUUCGAUUACGAUAUCUGGACCUAGUCAUACAGCAAUAGUGAACGUUACCAGCAAGUCGGAAGACUUCAGCAAAAGUUCCUCCACUUCCGAAAGCGAAGUUCUAGAUAGCGAUGGAUCGAAGAAGCUGAUCUUCAAGGAAAGUCAGGUGUCUGUGACGAAGAUCCAGCUGAAGCACGAAACGACCCAGAUAACGAACAGUAGUGUCGUGCUGCCAAAGGCCAGUGUUCCUGAGUUCUUCAACAAGCAGCUGAACAGGGUGGAAACACGCCCCACCAGCAAUAUAGUUUUUUCGAUGAAAAGCCCAAAGAUUAGCCCGGAAGAGUUGCAACCAGUUAGGCCUAAAACGUUGUUUAAUUUCCCGCCACCUGAAGUAAAUGGAAACAAGUUUCCCAGAAAGUUCAGCAAAGAAGACGUGGAAAUCAUUGAAAAACCUGAAUCAAAUGAGGGUAAAGAUGUGUCUCCACCUAAGACCCCAACAACACCUACCCAGGCAAGAUUCAAGAAAAACGACUCUAAGCCAUCUUCACGCAAAUCUUCUGUGAUAUCCAUUACCUCUUCGGAGUCGACGCCGGUCAAGGAAUCCAUCAGAGAUAGAGCGCUUAAGACACGCUCGAUUUCGCUGGAUUCGCUUAAAAGCGAGGAAAAGCUCGAAUUGAGUGGGCCCGAUAAGUCCUCGCAGGACAGCUUGGAUAAACGCUCAAACGACAAUGUGGUCCUAAGAAGAAAGUCGUUUGUAAAGCAGAAGAACGAGGACGAGCCGGAGCUGAUGAAAGUGUUCGCCAGGCGCUCUUUAAAGUUAAAGGACAGCGAUAUUGAUCAAAUCCAAGAGGCGAUUGCAGACGAACAAAAGCAGCGGGAUUUUGAUAAAGAAAACAAUACAGAAACAACACCGGAGGUGGAAAAGAAAAUACUGGUUGCCAAGGAGGACGCUAAGACGCCGCUGAUCGAAAAUAUUCCAACAAAACCUGUGACUAAGGACGAAGUAAAAGUGUUCAAACAGCCUCUUGCCGAGAUCAAAAAAUCGCCCGAGUUCCUAAAAAACGUUGCCAAAGACGAGCCAGAGGUUCAGCUGAGGCGAAGCUUAAACAACAAUGUGUUUUUGGCCACUCAGCGGACUGCCAGUUUAACCACGUCCAAAACGGUCGUGUCAGAUUUUCACAUAAAAAAGCAGGGAUCGCUGAACGAAAGGCGAAAAACUGACCAAUGGAACAAAAAAGAUGAGAUUAUCGAAGAGAAACAGACGGAAUCUAAACUGAUUGUGGCCAAAACCGAGGACACCAGGACGGAAACGAAGAAUUUCAGCCAGAGGAGAGCUGAAUGGGAGAAGCGCGUACAGCAGGCGCAAAAGUAGUCGAAGCGCUAAACCGUUUUUCGUUUUACCGCAAAGGAGUAACCGUUGGAGCCAACAACCGAUCCAUAGUGUAUAUUAGUCAAUAAAUGUGAUAGCAUUAGUACUUAGGACAAAAUAUUUUAUUGUGUGUGAAGGAUUUUGGUGGGUUUUUUCCUGCAAAGCAAACUUUGAAAAGCAAUUGUUGCUGUUGUUAAUAUUUGCAGGAACAAAUGACCUGAAACGAAGCUCCAAUAUUGAGGGUAUUGUUGUGUUAUAAAAAGAAAUAAUAUUUUGUCUCUAAUGACCUCUAUUCUUGUAUAGCAUUUAGAUGAGCAAGUAUGUUUGUUUUUCACUCCAUGUCUGCGAAAACGAAUAUGAUUUGUUUUAUGUUCGCACCCUUUUAUUUAUUGUAUAUAUGUUCAAAUUGUCCUAUAUCUAAUCAGCACUUUCGUUAGUUGAAAGUGCUUCUAUUGGGUGUUUGAUUCUAUUCUGUGAUUGAAACGUUUGGAUUUACGUUUAAUAAUAACCAUUCGUUCGGAUUUGUUUUUGCGUUGCAGAUGUUUACUAAAUUCACGUCUAGACAAUCAAAUCCCAGUUUACAACUGCUUGAUCACAACAAUAAAAUCGUAUAGAUAUCAUUGUACAUUUAUACCUAAAUUUAACACUUUUGUAAAUAGUUUCAUGGUUGCCAACAUGUAUGGGUUUGUCGAGUUGCUGUAUCGGAACCGAAGUGUUGAUGCUCGGUUGGAAAGUGAACCCUCCCCAAAACCCUGCAUAGUAGUAAGAUUUAACAAAUCCCCUAACCUUAGCCUUAACCAAAUAUCUGUUUUCUCAGUAGAAAAUAUGCAUUUACUAUCUUCCUAUCCAUAAGAUUGUUCCAAUCUUGUACUAUAGAUAUUAGAUAAGUGCCUUUUUAAUUUCCGAAUUUAGGAUCGAUUGAUUUCAACUAGUUAUCAUUACAUGAAGUGCCGAUAAGAAAAUGCGUUUAUCAACAUUUCGUCGCUGGUUACUGUGAUUUCUGGUUGUCCAUAUGAAAUAACCGGGAAAAAGGUCAGAGCAUUAUCUUAAUGGCGCUUCAUGCAUUUCCAUAUUCUAAUCCCCAUGUGAUGAAAAUGUUAUAGAAAAGAUGGUGAAAUCACGCUUGCCUUUCAGAAGAGAAAUUUUGGUGCUUGAAAGAGAGUAAGAGAGAAUUUAUGUAUACCGUGUGUUGAUAUUAUCUUGAUGUAUUUAAUAAUUAGGAUGUAAGACACAAAUCACGCAAUAUGCCGAAAAAAUACAUGUUUAUUCUAAUUUCAA